CGCAAGCACGCAUGUGGCGGUGACGCUGAGUCGGAAUCUGGAUUAUUUUGUGAUCUGAUCGCGGUGCAGUCUGAAAUUCCCUUCGGCUGCCGCAUAAAAGUGCAAUUUGUGACUCAAACCAUUGCCAAGUGGCCAAGCGAUGAGUUUUGGCCAUCGCUCGUAGUCAGCACUAGUGCGGAAGGGAAAAAGCAAAGCCUCGAAAUGUUUUGAUUGUGCUCUCCGUAUCGCGUGUUUUUGUUGUUUGUGCGGGGGUGCGGCAAAGGCGCUGAACCAGCAGCAACCAUCGCUUCUGUGAUACCGAGUCUGUUUGCAAAAACAUGACUUACGAACUGCCUCCGAUCGUACUACAAGGCAAAGAACUGAUCAAAUACCGCCACCUGAAGCGCAAAUAUCCCGUUUCCAAGGACUUCCUGGAGCGGAACUGGUGGAAUGCCAAGAGGUUUAUCAUUUACGCCCUCACUCCGCGCUGCAUCCUCCGGAAUUAUGCCUGGCGCCGACGACGUAGCCACCGUGUCCUUAUCGUGCGUCGCGUCCGCAUCCUGCUCUUCGAUCCGCGGCUUAAGCGGAUGAUCAAGCGCCGCCUGCAGAACGUGCGGCAGUGGUCCAGGAGCCUAGUGGGUCACUACAGGAAGAUGGGCAGGAUAGAAGAGUACGAGGAGACGGAGGUCUACAGCGUGGCCGAGCCUUUAGGAGCCGAGGAACUGUCAAAGCAGAUGAAGCAGCAACUGGAGCUGCUCAAAACGGGUAAGAGAAGCCUGUCCCUCAUAGAAGACGCGAAUCCCAGUGCGGAGGUCCCAGUCAAGAAACUUAAGAAGCAGCCUGAGAUUACCGAGGAGACGCCUAACGAAGAGGUCAAUGAUCGCCUCCAUGCUUCAGACCUCGCCCCCUCCAAGGAGGCAGCUGAAAGGACGCCAACGAAGUCGGCUGCGCAAGUUAUCGCCUCAGAGGAUGGCCCGACCCCGGCCACUCCCAGCAAGGAGCAGAGCGGUCAUACCAGCACCUGCUCCAGUGCCGAGAAGGCGAACAAGGGGGAAAAGGCCGGCGGAAGCAAGUUUCUGGACAUGCUCAUGAGCAAGGUGCGCGUAAAGAACUUUGCGCGGGAGGAAAACAUCCCAUCGGAGGUUAGUGUGGCUCCUUUCUGCGCCUCCGAGGACGACGGUAGCGAGGAUUUUGUGGGCUUCGACGAGAGUGUCCACCAGCCGGGCAUGCUGCUCACCCCGCUGGUUCCCAGCAAUUGUAAGACCACAGAGGGCAACUCCGCCUUUGUCAGCGAAUCCCUGGAUGCGUACAUGCGUGAGCAUCACAUUAAUAACUCGGAUUCAGUCCAAGACGAGAAAGACAAGUUGCUCGAGCCAAUGGGACACGAUGGUCAGGUUACCUCGCACAGUAUGCCGCCGCCUAUGGACAUGCCAGCCGUUCCGGAAGCACUGCAGCGCUUGCGAACAGUGGCGGAAAGGCGUCAGUAUCUGCAGCGUUGCAAAAACCACAAAAUGGGAAUCAUCAACAAUGAGGCUAAUGUGUACAGAGAGUUGCAGCGAAAGCAGCGCCAGAGAAAGGUCAAGAUCGGCGCCAUGCAGGCUCUACAGGCACCCGACUCCCAAAUGCCCUUCACACGCCAGGGCUGGCAGGCGGCCAGUUAUGUGGCCACCGAGGAUUCCAACUACUACUAUCAGGUAAUCCAGGUGGAUGGGGAGUUGGUGCGUUUGCCGGGCGCCCGCGGCAACAACUUAAAGCGCGAGAAAACUCCUUACUUGAGCAGACUAACUCGCAAAGAAGAAAAUGAACUCAAGUGCGGUGACUAUUGCUUGGAUGCCCGUAUCUGCAGAGAGUUACAGGUGAUACCCACGAAAGUGAGUCCGCCAAGGAACCCCAAGCUUCUCAACCAGUUUCCGUUGCCCGCCAUUUUCCGCCCCUGUCCGCUAUCCAAGAAACCGCUGCAGAGGCCACUGGACGACGAUACAGCCGCGUUGCUCCUCGCAGGUGGCAGCAUGGCAGUGGUUAGCAUGCCAAAUGUGCAGCUAGACGUGAUGCCAGAGCUAGGCCGACCUCUGGACGAGAUUGCGAAGCGGUAUCUGCAGCACAUCUUACCCCAUCACGACAUAACACGCGAGUGGGCCGAGUUCAGUGUGUCCACGCUGCAGGCGCCUCCCGCCUGUAUGAAGGAUGCAGAGGAGCAGGCUGCUCAAACACCAGCCGGUCGCCGCAAGAGUUUCACCUUCGUUAUUCCCUACCUCAACGAUCGGAACCACAUUCUCGUGCGGCGCGUGGUGGACCGAUCCGAGCUUUUGGACGAAAGCUUUAACGAGGAGCCCGACAAGCUACAAGAGUUCGCCUUCCGCAAAAAGCUUCCUGCCCAACCAGAUGCCGAAACUCUCGCCUGCGCAGAUAUGAUCAACGACAUGAUAAACACUGUGGCCAUCAGCUGCAGCGAAAACAGCUUUAUAAGCGAGGAUCCAGAUGCGGUUGCUUCGUUGGCCAAGUCCUCCGAUUUGGGUCCCCCUAAGGAGGAGUCGGCCGCGGACAAGACGGGCGGCAAGGCAAAGCGACUGCCUAACAAGCAGAAGCGCCUAGCCAAUGAAUUGAGGCGACUGAAUGCCACUAUCAUUGAUGCUGCUGCCAGAAAUGCAGACGCUAACAAGCCCUGCAUUAAAGAUUACUGUCAGUUGGGUUGCCUGUGCACCAGCCUCGCAGGUACAGAAUUGCCCGUACGGGAUCACUGCGGGCGUGCAGAUUGUGUCCUAGACUGCCGUUGCCUGGGUGCGGAGCAAGGUCGUGUAAUGCGCGUGGAGGCUGCAGAUGGUCGCGGAAUUUCCAACGAGGAUGCGUUCAACUUGCGACGUAAAGCCACUGCUCGACUGGCCAAAAUGGAGAAGGACUUCACCUCCACCUUGGUGCUCACCGACAACGAGACUCUGCUGAUCAACGAGUCGCAGGGGGACAAGAAGCGACGCUGCACCAAGGCGCCCAAGCGUUACGAGGACUUCGAUGACUCCAUGUUCGACGAGGAGGAGAAGGAAGUGGUAUCACCAACCUCAAAGAAGCAAAAGAAGAUUGCCGCUGCCGCUGCGGCUGCAGCUGCUGCUGCCGCUGCCAAUGCCAAGACAUCUGCUUCGGCUCUAAGCGAACCGUGUUUCGUGAAGGAGACGGAUCUGGCCAAGCUGAAGCAUUGCUUUGUGGGACUUCGCCGGUUGUCAGACAUUGAAAACUUGGCGACGUUCUGCAUGACCCACCAGCUGUAUAAGUGCUUCUGUGGCGGUGACUCCCCCGACGGCAAGCCUGUGGUUAUCGAAAAGGAACAAUGGAACGCGCCAGUGACCCACUUUAAUCCAGAACUGGCCACAAGGGCGCACUACAGUUUUGAGAGACCGCCGGAGGAAAUUCCCACAAAGAAGAAGAAGAAGAAGGAAAAGAAAGCUAAACUCAAGCUGGAGCAAAAAGCGAGCGAAGAGGAGCAAAAGCCAAAGACCAAAGAAGAGGAGACUACACCACCCAAGACUGAAUCCACGGAAGAACCGAAGGCAGCUGUUUCCUCAUUUAACGAUGAGUCUCCUCUCCAAAGGUCUAUUGAGUUAGAUACGAUAUUUAGCUAUUUCCGCUCGCGCCCUCAACUCUGCCGGCGAGCCAUUUCUGUUCCAAAGAACUCCUACCAGCGCCUAAACCAACGAAGAGCGGAACGCGUGCGCAAUCAAACCGCCCGACAAGAGACUGCAGAAACAAUGGAGCUCCUUAGGAGUCGCAUUCAGGGUGCCAUUAACUACUACCGCAAGGAACUCGAUCGACAACGUAAGCGAGAGUUCUCCAAAAAGGCUAAGACCUCUGUCAUAGAAGUGCGCGAUGAUUCCGAUGGAAGCGAGGCUAGCACGCGUCAGAAAAGGAGUGGAACCCCUACCACGGAUGCGGCUCCGGUCAAGCGCAUUAAAAUCCAAGCGGAUGAACCUCUGCCGCCGGAGGAGGGCAAUAAGUUGGACAUUCAAGUGCCCCGCAUCGCUGCCUGCUAUUCCCUUAAUUCCGCUUCCGUGGAUGUUCUGGCAUCUGGAAUGGCUGCUGCAGCGGCUUCCGCCACCGGAGCGGAUAGCAAUUCCGCUGAGACGGAUUCUCCCAACUUCCGGUCUUUCUACAACGAGGUGGUCAAGAACAUGAACACUCUGGUCAGCAAAAAGAUGCAGGACAUUGACCUGGCGCUGCAGCGGGAGAGCAAGAUAAUACCGUCCCCCAACGAGGAAAUUCUUUGUAUUAUCAAGUGGACCAACUUUCUGGCGGCCUUCGAAUCUGGUUUCGUAUUCAUUUGGGACGUCCAAAUGAAGAAUCAUAGCUUCUUGGCGGCCACCACAACAAACCAAAUGCCCUCAGUGUGCGGCGCAAUAGCUGUAACAAACACCCAGUUUGCACCGGAUCCUCGAGCGCUACCUUUAAUGGCUCGAAUGCUCAUGAAUUCCACCCGAAAUGUAAAUACCAACCGCCUGGCGGUGGUGAUGCAGGGCAGGCAGAGCUACUGGCUUGUCAAAGGAUUUCUGCGACAUAUGGAGGGAAAUGCGUGCACGAAGCCCACGCCGGAGACGCAUCCAUUGCUCACGAAAAAGAUCAAUGUGCUGUGCUCGCUGCUGGUGAAGCAGCGCAUCCGGGAGCACCAGAAGAAGCUGCAGGCCGGUGGCGGCUCACAGUCUGAAACGCCAAAAAGCUCUGCAGCCGAUGUCCCUCCGUCAAGCUCGCUUCUCAAACAGCGCUCACGGGACCAUCAGAAAAAAUCACAGAGCGAGGGUGCCACAUCCAGUGCAACAUCGUUAGCAAAAGCUGUUUCAAGUUCUCCCGCGCCUGCUGCUACUGUGACAACUGCCUCGUCAAUCCUUGGGGCAGCUGCUGCUCCCCCUUGUCAUGGCAAGAGUUCAUCACCCGGUACCAAAACCAAAAGCAGCGCUGCUGGGAUCCGAAGCAACAUCGAGUUUAGAAAGGUUAACCACAAUGAUGUGGAUGAGCUACAAAUACCCGAGCAACACAAGGCCGACCACCGUUGGGUGGUGCUCGACAUUUUCGAUGACUUUUCGCACAUCUUUGUUCCCGCCUUCGGGGACAUGAUCUCUCUGACCAGAAUCCACAGCGUGAUGAAGGUGGCUGGGGAGACACAGAAGGUGGUGAAGCUCCAGUUCUUUCCCAAUUCGCCAUACGAUGCUUUUGUGACGCCAUCCUCAAGAAAAAAGAUCUACUUCGGACCGCUGAGCCUGGACAUGCCGCCGCCAGUGCUGGUGCUGCUGCAGAGCGUUGACAGGAAGAUGAUGCUGCGCGAGGUUUACCAGCGGGAGCACUCUAUCCCCAUCCAGCGGCACCGUCGGAGCAUGGCCUUCUGGGUGCUGCACGUUAACGGGCAAGUGCACUUCGAGAUAGACAUGGAGUCGACGGCUAAGCUGGCAGCGAAACAAAAUAAUUCCACCGAAACAUCCAGUCUUAAUGUGCUAAAAAUACCUUCGCAGCUGUCUGUGGAAUUGGAAAAGAAUGAUGAGGCGGUCCCGCCGGUGGUCAUCAUUGAUAGUGAUGAGGAAGAUGAUGAUCAUGAUCAACUGGUUAUCGAUGAACGGGAGGACCACAAACUAGUCACAGAGAUUAAGCAGGAACAGCCGCGCACGAGCUUCACCAUUCAGACGAUGCCCUCCAGUGGCGCUCUGCAAAUAACUGCCGCGGAGUCGGUAGACCCACCACCACGUCCUUCCAAAGAUGUGACCACCUGCAGUGGAGGCUUCAGGCCUUUCAUUUCGAAUGUACCCGCCUCAAAUGGGGAGGUAGCACCCACCACCCAAUAUCUGACUCCGCAAGUGCAGGUUACCACGUCGUUAAAUGUUCCCGAGUCCGCCUCGUCCAGUUUGUUGGCGCAACCGUCAGCAGGCAAGGCGGUACACAACAGAAUCAACGAGUCUCUGCAGGAGCUUCUUAGCAGUGGGAAUACUAUAACGCCUGGAGGCAUAACAAUAACCAAGUUGGACGGCAAGGAGAAGAAAUUUCCAAGCGAAAGCUUAAACAAGCGCAUCCCGGUUAUAACCGGGAUUGCGAAACAAGCUCCUAAGGCGCUACCAGCACCGGGGACAGGUUCUGCGGCCAGAGCGCCUGUCAUCAGGCCAUUGCCUGCGCCCGCUUCCAAAGGCGCUCAACUCAUACGACCCAUGGCACAGGGGCAGGGGACGGUGGUCAGGUUAUAUCCGAAAGGAGCCAUUGCUUCCAAUCGGCAGUCCAUGCCGGGAAGCUCUAAACAGGCGGUAACCGCAACACCACGUCAGUCCCUGCCAGCCAAGGUUACAAAUUCCAGUGAUAAAUUAUCUCCAGUUGGCAGCUCCAAGCUGCCUGUCUUAACUGAGCAAUCGGCACGAAAGUCGCUCCCACCGCAACCUACCAGUGAGGGGGAACAUCUGCCCUCGCGACAAUCUCUGCCAGCCAAAGUAGUCGUCAGGUCUCCUGCAGCAGUGCGCCCGGAAUUGGUAGCAGCUACUGGCCAACAGCCCGCCAACGUACCCGCAGCUCAGCAGGGAAACGAGAGGACCUGCUAUGGCAUUAUGGGUGCCAAGGGUUUGCCUCGCUUCCGCGUCAAAGUACAUGGUUCGGACUUCUAUGUCAAAGUACCAGAAGAGGGAGUUUUCCGCUUUAAAACGUUCGGAUCUGCCGCCGGCUUUCUCAAUCGGCAUUUGGCCAAGUCCAAUCCAGAAUUCAAACCGUUCUUGCCGGCACAGUGGAAGUUUCAGGCCUUGGAGCAGACCAACAACCAAGUGCCAUCUAAGAAUCAGCUGCCGCCGGCCGCCAUCGUGAUCGAAGAUUGAAGCGCUUUACUUUGGUUGGCCAUCACACUCAUACUAUGGUCAACUUACCAGGUAGAUGUAAAGGCAGCAGACACAGCUCACAAUUUCCGGAUACAUAUUUAAUAUGUAAACUGUUUAGUUAUAGCUCUAGAAUAUGUCGUCUUAUUGAGUUGUAUUAUUGCCAAUUACUUUUAAAAAAAAGUAUUAGCAACGACCGCCACCAAGUCAAUGCAAAAUUGUUAGGGAUAAGUAUUACCUCCUCUAUUGGUUAUCAUCAUAAAUCCAUGAACUUAGCUGCACUUACUAAUAAUGUGGUUGAAAAGGCUGUUUAAGUUUAUAUUCCGCCGCUCAAUUUCAAAGCCUUAUUGAUUAAGCAGCACAAGUUCUAUAGUUUGUAUCUAAAAUUAAAAAAAAUAUAUUUUAAAAUAUACUUAAGACAU
Molecule: messenger RNA, 7216 nt
Organism: Drosophila biarmipes
Lineage: Eukaryota; Metazoa; Arthropoda; Insecta; Diptera; Drosophilidae
Gene: ocm
Exons: 6
Coding region: 318-6797 (2159 amino acids)
Biological process (GO): cell fate specification; regulation of transcription by RNA polymerase II; heart development
Molecular function (GO): RNA polymerase II cis-regulatory region sequence-specific DNA binding; DNA-binding transcription factor activity, RNA polymerase II-specific
Source: RefSeq, a predicted model, not a curated record